AUGGCAAAGAUUGUGAGAGAGCAGAAAGCACAUGAUGAUCACGAGGCUCGAAGGCAUCACCAACGAAUGGAAGGUGCAGCGGUCAUAAGGCAUCAAAUAAAGGAAAGAGAGGGUCACAGAAAAAUCGAGGACGAGCUCAAGCAACUCGAAGGAAUCCGUAUCCGGAGGCAAGCGGAGAAGGACAAACUUGAAGAGGAGGAAAAAGCCAAAGUGAAGCAUGAGGAGGGACAGAAACUUUACAAGGCGCUGUUGGAAGCAAAUGCUGCCAAUACGGAACAGAGAAAACUGAUGAAGAUGCUGGAGAAGGAGGAGGAGCAAAAGAUUCAGCUUUACAACUACAAGAAGGCUGUUGCGGAGCAAGAGCGAGCUGACGAGGCCGAACGGAUCCGUAAGCAGAAGGAGCUAGAAACUGCUCGCCUGCGAAGCAUGCAAGAGAAGGCGCAGGGUCAACAGGCAGCGCUGGACGAGUUGAGAGCGCAGAGAAUCCAGGAAGCCGUGGAGAGGGAGUGGAGGGAGAAAGAGAAGGCAGCUGCGGAGCGCUUGAGAAAGAUGAACGAGGAUCUGGCCGAGGCAAGGGAGCAGCAGAAGAUGUUUAAGAUCACGCAACUGGCGGAGCAGGCUAAACAGGAGAGAAUCGAGUUCUUCAAGAUCAUAAAGGAUCAGCAAGAGGCACUGCUCAAGGCUAAGAUACUAGCGGAGGAGCAGCACAAACGAAACCUUCACCACAGGGACGAUAUAAUGGGACAGAUUGCAAAGAACAGGGAGGUCAGGCUCAAGGCCAUCAAGGAGAAGUUUGAAGAGGGUGCAAGAGCUCGGUUGAAGCUGCUCGCCGAGUUUGAGAGGCUACGACUUAUCAAAGAAAGGAAGCUCAAGGAGUUGGAGGCUGAAGGAGUGCCUGACAAGUAUAGAGCGGAAUUGGCACGUAAAAAGGUUGUCAUCAAUUGA
Selaginella moellendorffii is the source of this 945-nucleotide messenger RNA. RefSeq names its product cilia- and flagella-associated protein 45-like. The transcript is spliced from 2 exons. The record is from RefSeq and is a predicted model, not a curated record. Lineage: Eukaryota; Viridiplantae; Streptophyta; Lycopodiopsida; Selaginellales; Selaginellaceae. The coding region runs from base 1 to 945 and encodes 314 amino acids.